This is a messenger RNA of Penicillium arizonense, 1404 nucleotides long. RefSeq names its product telomere maintenance protein PBP2. The transcript has 2 exons. Gene Ontology annotation, biological process: regulation of gene expression; regulation of RNA metabolic process. Bases 1 to 1404 code for a protein of 467 amino acids. The record is from RefSeq and is a predicted model, not a curated record. Lineage: Eukaryota; Fungi; Ascomycota; Eurotiomycetes; Eurotiales; Aspergillaceae. Gene Ontology annotation, cellular component: nucleus; cytoplasm. Gene Ontology annotation, molecular function: mRNA binding.
AUGUCCGCUUCUCCUUCCAACCUGCAAUCGACCAAGCGUCCUCUUGAGGACCCGUCGUCGCCUUCUGGCCCCAAUGAUCAGCCCGAGGCCAAGCGCCCAGCUCUCGACAAAGUAGUCAAGGACGAAGCUGAGGCAGAGACCGAUGUAUCGAGCGCCCAGAUUCCUGCCGUCGAUGCCGCCAAGGAUGUUCAGGGAGAUACAGUCGUCCCCGAUGCCCCCAACGGCAAGGGACUCCCUGCCGACACCCAGCCUAUCCAAUCAACAGCUUCCCAGGGUGACCGAGCCGGCGCUGAUCAGCAACCCCAGGACGAGUCGAGCUGGGUUCACAUCCGGGCUGUGAUCUCUAGCCCCGAGGCAGCCACUGUUAUUGGAAAGGGAGGUGAGAAUGUGUCACAAAUCCGUCGUCUGUCAGGUGCCAAGUGCACUGUCAGCGAUUACUCUCGGGGUGCCGUGGAGCGUAUCCUGACCGUCAGCGGCCCCCAAGAUGCUACUGCUAAGGCAUUUGGUUUAAUCAUUCGUACUCUCAACAAUGAACCCCUUGAGGCUCCAUCCACUGCCCAGUCCAAGACGUACCCUUUGCGUUUGCUAAUUCCCCACAUUCUCAUCGGCUCCAUCAUCGGAAAGGGUGGCAGCCGUAUCCGUGAGAUCCAGGAGGCCUCCGGUGCCCGUCUGAACGCUUCUGAUGCCUGUCUUCCUCUGUCCACCGAGCGUUCCCUCGUCAUCCUCGGUGUUGCCGACGCCGUGCAUAUCGCUACUUACUACGUUGCCGUCACACUGGUUGAGCAGCUUUCCGAGCGUUACGGCGGUCCCGCAGCUUCCGCUUACGCCACUCGCAGCGGUGGUCCUGCCGGUGCUGUCCCCGGUGGCAUGCAGGUCGUGCCUUAUGUUCCCCAGCCCGCUGGCGGCCAAUACGGACACCCCGAUACUUUCAAGCGUCACCACCCUCACCCUAACCGCGCCGGUGGCGGUGCUUACGGUGUUCCCUACCUGCACGGCCAGCCCACCCCCGCCCCGGUUGCUCAGUCCCCUAUGCACUUCGGCGCUGCUCCCCAAACCCCCUACGGUGGUGCUGGACCCCACCAGCCCGCUGCCCCAUACGUUGCCGGCCCCCAGCCAACCCCUGCUCCCCGUGGACCCCCUACUGCCCCCGCCCCCGUGGGUGGUGCCAUGCCCGGUCAGCCACUGACUCAACAGAUCUACAUCCCCAACGACAUGGUCGGUGCCAUCAUUGGAAAGGGUGGCGCCAAGAUCAACGAGAUCCGUCACCUCAGUGGCAGUGUGAUCAAGAUCAACGAGCCCCAGGAAAGCAGCAACGAGCGUCUCGUCACCAUCACGGGCACUGCAGAGUGCAACCAGAUGGCCCUUUACAUGCUUUAUUCCCGACUUGGUUCGUUUGGCCUCUAG